Messenger RNA from Acanthaster planci (crown-of-thorns starfish), 13199 nucleotides. RefSeq lists its product as uncharacterized. Lineage: Eukaryota; Metazoa; Echinodermata; Asteroidea; Valvatida; Acanthasteridae. The record is from RefSeq and is a predicted model, not a curated record. Gene Ontology annotation, molecular function: actin filament binding; microtubule binding. Gene Ontology annotation, cellular component: cytoplasm; cytoskeleton; actin filament. Gene Ontology annotation, biological process: cortical actin cytoskeleton organization; actin nucleation.
CAUAUCCAGACCGAAAAGUGUGUCUCGUACGAGGGCCUACACGUCAGGGCCUGAAUAUGGAGGAAUAAAAACACACCUAUGCGGUAUAAAUGCUUACCUGCUACCUUGCAGGUCGUCGUGUCUCCAAGCCGUGCCUGUCUGCGAACGUGAACAGUGCCUCACUGGAUUACCCCGGGAUUGCCUGAAAUUGGACAGCUGUAGGCACAAUGGACAGAACCUUGUAACAGGAAAUUAAGAUGGCAGUAACUGGCCCAGAACACUGUCAACACUUAAUGACGAGAAUACUGAAAGAGGACGGUUGGGCACGAGUGCAGGCAUAUGUGCAGCAUUGCAGUAGUGUUCACUUUGCCUUAAAUAUAUAGUACGUGUACUUUUACCUGUACCAUUGUCCUGUACAUAUAUGUUUGCACUUUUCUCUGGAUUUCAACUGAAUUCUUGUGCCAUGGUUGGACGCCCCACCUGAGGGUUAAAAGGAUUGUUUGUAAAGAAGUGUGCAACGCUUGAGUGGACGGCUAUUUGGUUAUUGGGACAUUCUGGCUGUUGCAUCCUAGUGCUGUGAUAGUGGUCCAGUGAAGUAACCUGGUACCGGUAUGUCCCAAGGAUUCUCUGGUGUCACUUCAGCUACAAAAGAUGACGCAGUGCUUGCUAUUACACGUAGGAAUAUGGGAAACGAGAACACCAAACAUGGGGAUGGUGCAUCGGCACUGCCACCCAAAGCAAAAGAUCAACAUGCUCGACGAGGUCCAGAUGGGACAAAUGGGACCGCUGAUGCGCCCGGUACUUUGCCAGUCUUGCCAAGUAGCAAUGAACAGACCCUAGGCAGUGUUGAAGAUAUGGUCAGGUUGCCAAGUGGUGUGAAGAAAAUGCAGCAGGGAGAUGGAAAUACAUGUAGAUCUUGCGAUGGACAUCUCCCUGUUGGGUGUGUGCAUAGUGAAAAUGGGGAGGAUAAGAGUACACCUGCCCAGCAAGGGCAAGUAGAGACGAACAAUGACACACCACUGUCUGACCCCCAUAUGAGCCCAAAUUCAGGAGGGGGUAACCCGAGCUGGGAUAAACAUCUGAAAUCGGACGAGAGAACGGCAGAACUGGGGCAGAAACAAUCAUCGGGCACUGCAACCCAAUCUGGCAAUCAAACCCAGCCAUUGCCAUUGGCAAACUUGGGUACAGGAGGGCAAGCCCCAACUGCAAGAACAGACAAUGGGGACAUUGUGUCAGAGGUUAAGGCACUGAAAAAUACCUUCCCCUUGACAGAGCCAGGGUCUGUUGUGGUCUGCCAAAGCAGUGGCAGUGAUAUCGAUGCGUGUGACUCUGACUUAAGCACUGAAAGUAAUACUAAUAAAAGCAGUCAGCCAGCCGGAUUGGUAACCAAUGAAAAUAUUGGACAGCUGAAGCAAUCCCAUGACAUUCCAGCAUCCACAGAACAACACAUUCGUGGGCAGAGGGAUGUAACUGGUGGAGAAACUACUGAAAAAACUUCCCAGAGCACUGGAAGAGCAGACGUGACUGAUGAAAUACCGACAAAUCUGAAUGCCACGGGAUCAGUGAAAAUAGACAGGGAACUCACUGCAGACACAAAUGGCAAGAGUGCACAUGUGAGCACAGCUGUAGUACAGACUCAUAACGUGUCAGACACAACACCUAGUCAACAUUCUGGCAACACCGGUGUGAGUGCAUAUUUGCAAUGUGCAGAGACUGAAGCAAAGCAUCAGGCCAUCAGCGAGGGUACUGCCGAGCAGCCAAGCGAAAGAAAGAGACAAGUUCGUGACGAGUCAGAGGAAACAGGUGUCCACCGAUCUAGCGAGCGGUUACGGUGUGAAGCUCAAGCAGUUGGGAGAAAUGCUUCAUCAGACGUAGCAAGCAGCAUUUCAGGAUCAGUAGAUGCGGAUUUGGCCCGUCCCCCCAAACUUGAAAAGCGCGAUACCAGAACAUUGAUCAUCACCACUGAGGAUGAGAUCAUUUCAGUUGAGAUGGAGAGUAUUCAUGAUAAAAGAGACCCAUUGCCUUUGGCAACACUUGAAGCCGAUUCAACCCCUAAGCCUCAUUUCAACAACGGUGAUUCCAAACCAAAUGUAGAAGCUCUACAGAAAGUAAAUGCAAUGUGCAUCAAAGAGAUUGAUACUGAGCAAACGCAGGACAAAUUUCAAGGAAGCAUGCUCACGUCAGUAUCAAAUGGAGUGCACACUAUCGGUGAAGUGGGUCCUUUUACAACCCUUGGCAAUUGUACUGACACACAAAACUCAGACAUUCCGAGUCACUCAGACAGUCCGAGUCAUCAGCCGUCAUCUGACACCUCAGAGGGUGAUGGCAUGGGGGCCCAGAGGGGUACAACACAGGAUCCUAAUUUGGACACCGAAGACAUUAAUGUAGCCAUAAUGACAGAUUCAUUCAAAACCGAGGGGCCUCAUGACCCAGGCGGGCAAAUCCCCACGGCGAGAACCAAAGAUUGUGCUGAGGGAGUGAUCCCAUUGAAUAUUACUGAAGCGGAGCAGCAAGGCACGGGUAUUGCAGAGGAAAUAGCCAUGGCAGACAGCAAGACAAAUCCGGUAGUCUCAUUUGCUUCAGCAGAUGUUCAUAAUGCAGUUUUCAAGGAGAGUGAGGAAGACGCAGAACGUUCAGAUGAAGGUGCAGGAGAAACUGACAACCACUCCGAUAUGGGGUCAGUGUCAUCUGUUGGGCAGGACGGGGAAGAGAUCAUAAACAGCUCACCAAUUUCUGCUGCCGAGCCCCGUCUCAGCACAUCUGUGCCUGAGAGGCCUCUAUCCCUCACAUUGGAAUCCUUCAGUCAACUGUUGUUCUGGAAAUCAAGUCUUCCCAUGCUCACACUGGAAGAAAUAGCUGUCAUCUCAACAGAGCCUGAAGACUCAAAAGGAGAUCCCAGUGAACAAAAAACUGGUCAGACCACCGGCACCCUAAACAAUGAUUCAAGCACAGAAGCAAGUCAGCAUCGGUUCCUCUUAAAAUAUGCACCAGACUUGGCCUUACCUAUCCCAACCAGAACCACGGUUCCCUCAAAAACGCCCACCAUUGAAGGCAAUCAGGAGGCAUCCCAUGAGCUGAAUAUACAGGUACCUAAAUCUCCCAUCGUUAUCAGCCCAUCAGAUCAAGGAACUUUAAAGGACAGCAACACCAGCACCCCUAGCACUUCCAGUGGUGAGUUUGGGCAGUUGAUGAUCCCAUCUGUGGCUAGAUUGCGGGAGAGGGAUAGUUAUUUUGGUGCCGAAAGUCCCAGUGAGUACUUUGACUGCCGUUCGGAACUCAACGACAGUAAGGACGCUCUGGAUGAUAUUGUCAGUGAUGAAUUGUCAGAAUCCAUGAAGGGGUCUCUCAACUUAGCAGGAUCAAGCCCCGCUGCUGUGUUUCCUUCACAACACCAGACUGAGGCUGAAGGUGGAGGGGCAGCAACGAGGGCGAAUGAGAGUAGUACCAGGGAACGGGCAGUUGCUGAGCCUUUGCCCUUUGAGGCUGAGAGUGGCUCGCCGAAGCGCAGAUCAAAGAGUAUGUCAUCCCUGUCGGGCCACAAGAGGAAAAAAUUCACAGGGGACGAAGGGGAGGAAUCGAGUCCCGCGUGUGCAUUUGAAACCGAGGAUGCCUCAUCCAAAUUCCCACAGUGGAGGGACUUCAUAACAAGAGUGCCACCAGUGGCCAAGCUCUUUUCCUUCUCUGACAAGUGGCAGACGCCCCUGAAGACGCGGUCCAUCUCCUUCGAUGAGUCCACACACCUCGCGCAUCAGCUCACGGAGAGCGAACAAGCCACCAGAAUUGACUCAGAGCCCCCAGCAAGCAUGAGCCAUGCCUCAAACACAACCGUUAGACCUCAGAGUGAUCCGAAACGUUCCAAAGUGCAUUUUGAGGCAAGUCCACUGGCAGUCUCCUCUCCCACCGGAUCCUCAAAACAGGAAGGAGGACUAAAAAGACCGGAGACGCUCUUCACAUUUUCUGCCCAGCCUGCAGCUAAAGAACAUGGCUUUCCACAGCGGCAGCGCAUGACGCGGAGCAGGUCAGACGGUCGUCUGUGGCGGGAACUUUCCCCACUGACCUCGCCUUACUCAUCUCCAGUGAGAAGUCCAAAGAUUCUGUCACCCAGAAAGUCCAUGCUGAUCAGCCCAGAGAGGGAAAAACAUGCCAAGCUGGACUUCAAGAUCAACUUCAAAGAUCAAGAAAACUUCACUGGUCGUAGGCUAGUGGACUGGCUGUGCUCAACAAUGAUCAGCCCCAGUCCCGACGAGGCCACGCCCUCCUCUGCCGUCACCUCUCCAUCCUCUGAGGGCCGCGCAUCCAUUUUGCUUCUGUGUUCUUGCCUUCUGGAUAUAGGAGUCAUACAACCCCUGGAGGCAGAAACCGGCACUGACAAAUUCAAGUUGGAUGCCAUGUACUGCUGGGCCCAGCAUGCCCAGCACUCGGGCCAUCCAAACGGCAUCCCAAUCGCAUCCUCCCCGGGCAAGCUGGAACCCAUCUGGCCCCCUCCCAAGCAGGAAGAAGGGGCAUCACAUCAACACGGUCUCAAGUACACAGAGGCAGAACACCAGCAAUACAUCAUGGGACUGAAGAGGGAACAUAAUGAUGCACUGAAGAAAAUAGAGAUGGAGCACGAACUAGCCAUGUUUGAGUUGCGAGGGGAGCAAGCAGCCAGGCUGUGUUCCUUGGAGGAACAGCUCAACACCCUGCAGGAUUCCCUGCGGUAUGGGGAAAGCACCCAGCAACCGAGCAGCAAUGCUCAGACGAAAGUCCUGAUGGAUGUCGGGGUGAAUACGGACUGGAUCGACUGCAGCAGGCAGGCACUGCAGAAGCAGAUUGAACUCUUUGAGGAGCUGCAGGAUUCAGGUGGUGGGAGGGCAGUGCCUCCCCCUCCCCCACCCCCACCGGUACCCUUGGUGGAUCCUCAGAGUGCGCCCGUUCCACCCCCACCUCCUAGCCUGGCAGGGCUUCCUACACCACCAGGAGGUGCAGUUGUACCACCUCCACCAGGUGGGAUACCUUCACCACCACCACCACCACCCCCACCCCCUUUGGCAGGCAGUGUACCACCACCUCCCCCACCCCCAGUCCCAGGUGCCUCUGGCGGCGUCAUGCCCCCUCCACCUCCCCCACCGCCAGGAAGCCUUAUCAUUCCCACUGGUCCCCACUCCUCCCAGUCAUCCAUUGGUACCCCCUUAACCCCCAAGGGGCCAGCCAAGAAUGCGAUUGAACCCAAGGUUCCUAUGAAGCCGCUCUACUGGAAUCGCAUACAGCUUCACAAAUUGCCUACUUCAGAGACAAAAGAUCGUCAUAAUGUGAUAUGGAGUCAGCUUGAUGAGCCGCCCAUCUCCCCUGAUGAGCUGGAGGAGCUGUUCUGUAAGAAGCUGACCCAGAAGAAAAGGCCACUGGCCGACUCCUUUGACAAACCCAAGGCUCGCAAGGCUGUUAAGCUAUUGGAUGGCAAGCGGUCCCAGGCAGUCGGUAUCUUCAUGUCCAGCCUCCAUGUUGAAAUGUCUGACAUCAGCCAGUCUGUGUUAAACAUGGACACAACCAUCUUAGAUCUGGAGAAUUUAGAGUCCCUGUACGAAAUUAGACACCAAGAUGAUGAGUUGGCCAAGAUCAAGGCGCAUCUGGACAAGGAAACAGACCAGCCACUUGAUAAGCCAGAACAGUUUUUGUACGAGUUGUCUCAGAUUCCAGGCUUUGCAGACAGGGUUUACUGCAUGACAUUCCAAGCCUCCUUCAGUGAGAACCUGACCAUUCUCAAGACCAAGCUGGGUAAUGUGCAAUGUGUGUGUGAGGUACUGCUUACCAGUGACGGGGUCAAGAAGAUUCUGGGCCUCAUUUUGGCGUUUGGCAACUACAUGAAUGGAGGCAACAGGACCAGGGGACAGGCGGACGGAUUUGGUCUGGACAUACUGGCCAAGCUGAAAGAUGUCAAGAGCAUGGAUAACAAGAUUUCCCUGCUGCAGUAUAUUGUUACCUACUAUGUGGAGAAAGUGGAUGAGCAUUCUGGAACAGAGCAAGCACGCUUCCCCUUGCCGGAGCCCAGUAAGAUCAACCAGGCUACUCUGGUGAAGUUUGAAGAUCUCACCAAGGACCUUGGCAAAAUCAAGCGGGAUUUAAAAGGUUGUGAGGGGAAAAUGGUCAAGGUCUUGAAAACUUCAGCCGAGGAGCAUCUCCAGCCCUUCAAGGACAAGAUGGAAGCCUUCUUGGAGCACGCAAAAGAGGAGGUUGGCACCACGGAGGAUAAACUUCGAGAAACCAUUUCAAAGUUUGAUUUCCUGGCCUCGUCGUACUGUGUCAAGCCCAAGUCGAGCGAGGAGCUCACCCCCAGCUACCUGUUUGGUCUCUGGGCCCCGCUGUGCCGAGACUUCAAAGAUCUCUGGAAGAAGGAACAACAAGGAGUAGCCAAACGGAGGUUGCGAGAGGCGCAGGAGAAAGUGAAACAAAAGCAGGAAGAGAAGAGGAGCUCUGUUAUUGUCAAGAAGGGAAGCAAGAAGGCUGGGGGCCUGAAAGCCAAGUUAGCAGCCAAAGCAAGCACAGCAAGUAAAACAUAGCACUCCUAAAGCAAGGUUGCUGGUACAUCACAGAACCUAAGGUCUAGUGAGUAUGUGCCUCAUGGUGUUACAGAAUUCUCCUCCGCCAUGUGAAGUCAAGAUGUUUGUCAAUUGUGUGCAGCAGAAUUGUUGUCCCAGUGUGUGGUACACUUGGAAAUGGGGGGAGGGGGCAUUCUAUUAGGCCCACCCGGCUCUGUUGCCGUCUGUUGGACCCACCUGGCUAUGUUGCCGUCCCUCUGCAUCUUCUGUGGUUGUAUGGGUAACAAUUGCCACACAGUGAUGACUUAAUAGUCUAGUUUCCCUUUGUCUUUCAGGAAGAGAUUCAAGUUUAAGUACUUAUUCCAAGUUAUUUGUUUCUGGUUGUGAGUCGACAGUUGUGAGGGAUUCUGUGUCUUUGUAUUGAGUAACUUGUAUUUGAGUUUUUGAUUUCCAUGUUUUGCUUGUUUUCUAUGCAAACAUAUCUAUUGUAUAAAAGCAGGUGUAUUGUUUGACGGUAACACAUAGUUAGGAUUGGACCACCUUUUUGGCCGACUCAAUCAUACAUGCCAAAGUUUGGCCAGAAAUGACAGCCUGCAUGCUGUCUUGUGAUAGCUUUUAAGUUACAAUGGUCUGUUGAAUGAAUACUUUUUAGUUAGGAACCCUAGUUCAAGAAGAUAUAUAGUGCAAUUUUUUUUUAAAUAGAAGCUUCUAUAAUCAUGCAGGAACAAAAGAUAUGCAGUACACACAAAAUUUUCUGUCUAAAGGUAUUUGGUCAAAGUGUAUGCCAUCCACUUGGAAAUUUAUCCUGGAAAAAGCUUGCCUGAAAGUUACCCUUAACUGACUUGAAAACCCCCUGUACUUUCUAGUGCAGUGUUUCCACAUGGAAAUGUGUUGUCCGUUGUUGUCGCUCAAUAUAACAAUCGGUUUGGGGUGAUGUCGUUGAACACGUGCUCAGUACUUUACAUGGAUGAUACUUGUACUAUUUUGAAGUGGUCUGCAAGUCGGCAGUGAAUGAAAAACAAGGAAGAAGUUCUCAGUCAGUGGGUUUUGAUUUGAACUUGAGCUCCAAGUUCAUGUUAGUCAUCAAAAGUGUUUAAUAUCAGCAAGAACCAUUGGCAUAGUCGGGCUCUUCUCAGAGGGGGGCGGUUAAAGGGUAACAUGGCAAUUUUUUGGGGGGGGGGUGGAAUUCAAUUUGAUCCAGGUCCUGAAAUAGGUGUUUUUCCACACUGAACAUGUAUCAGCACUCAACAGGUGGCAUAAUGAAAGCCUCCCCUCUCCCAAAUUAUAUUUUUAUAAUAAUAAACAUGCCACUAGCAAGAACAUACAUGUACAUGCAAGUGCAGUUUACAUUCCCACUAUGGUUGGUUUGUUAGAUUAGAAUGGCCAUUGACUAGUAGUUUGUAUUCCUCUUGGUCUUUCGCUGCAUAUUUCAAGUCACAUAUUCUUUUUGUUCCCAUUAUAAUCCAAAAAUAUAUAACCCCAGAGUAUGAACAUUGUGCAUUGAACCAUUGUUGUCAUUGUAGUCAAGAUUAUACUUAAAUACGUUGUAUAUCACAUAUACAGAGUUAAAGAACAAAACCAUUGCUUUAUAUGUAACAAAAAUUCAACUGGGCUACAUUUAAGCGUGCAUUCAUCAAACAUCUCUUUAAGCAAAAUAAGAUAUUGUAUUUUUCAACUCAAAUCGUAACUAGCGUUUUUUUUCCUUUUGUAUGUUUUAUUUUUAUAUAUUUUUUUUUACCAAGGAUUAACAUUCCAUCCGUAUUUUAUAGGAAUAGUUUGUGUAGUAUUGUCUCUCUGUUGAGAUCCACAUUUUGUAUCGCGGGAAAUGUACUUGUACUUGUGAGCAAUAAGUGUUUGUACUGUCCAUGAUGUAGGCUUUUGCACAGCAAUACCCUUCAAAUGCUGCAAUUUAAAAAUCUGAAUAUUCCUAUGAAGUUGAGAGUCCACUAUACCGAUUCGAGACAAAAUAUCACGUGUCUGGUGAAUGUCUUGCCUCGGACCUUCCUUCCUAUCAUCUACCUAUGACAUCAGAGCCCUCUGUCCUUAACCACUUUGAAAUGGUGUUCCACAAGGAACUUGUCCCAGGCAUGGUAUUUUUCUUCGUUGAAAAUCCAUUUACCAACCUUUUAAAAAAACGAAACAAUUCUGCAACCACAGUCCCUGUACAAAGUUUGAGCUUACCAAAUUCUGACAAUUGGUGGUUGCUUGAUCCAGAUUUCUGCUAUGUGUGACAUUUCCUUCUGCACUGUUGUUUUUUUUUAUACACCUCGAGAGAAUGCGACAUAGUGAUAUAUGCUACAGUACCCAGCUGUGGUACAUAGAUGCUUGAGGGUUAUGUGUGGUACACCGCCAUAGAGUAGUUAAGGACUCUCUGUAUGUAUGAAAACAAAAGGAAUCACUCAAGCAUGGGAACAAGUAGAAAUAUUGUCCACGACUGCAUCCAGAAAGUACCAUGGCUUGUUUAAAAGUUCCUUUUGUGACUGACUCAGAAACUCCCUUGCAUGUCCACAUGUCGUUGGGUAUAAGCCAUUAUUAAACUGUGGUUUAGGGGUAAUCAUUUCCCCACUUGUAUCUGGCCCAAACAGGCUCCCUCGGAGAAAGUCUCAUCAGUUACAUCAGACAUCUUUGAGAUUCCUUAUUUGCCCCCCUUCCAACUUUCAUCACCUGUGACUUCCAAAUUAAGUAUAACAGUACUCAUUCCUUAAAAACUGUGGUUUUGAAGAAGUUAUUCCCCAGUGUGUAUCUUGUGCAUAUUGGCUAUAUCUCUGUGGGGAAAAUGUCUCCUCAAAUUGUUUAUUAAAUAUUUUAUGUUUCUGAAUCGCAACUCCAAUGGACUGAAGAGUGAACACCCCCCCAGCAGCUGGCACAUCCAAUAACUCUCUAGCCACUCCAUUCACGCAAACCUCAUAUCCCAGGGAGUAAAAUUUAUGUCAGUUUGGGCCAUUUCCAUCAAUAUUUGUAUGACCAUUUCAUGCAUGGGUUAGAGCCGACAGUCUGAUGUUAGCCAGCCCUGGGAAUGCCACCUGUCAUAUUUUCCCUCUGCCGGGCAAGGACGUUAGAUGUGUUACAGCCCUCCAGUGUGCUGUGGUAGAGUCACCAUGUCUGGCCUGCCAAUUGUCACUUGUGGAAGGGCUUGUCUGAGUAGUAGCAAUAAUGGCUUGUCGGCUUGUAGGUGGAAGGGCGGCAUGUUUCAAUGGUGUUAAUUGGAUAAUUUGAAAGUAUUUCAUUUUUUUAUGAGGGUUGUGAUUUCAUGGAUUACUGUUGAGCUUCCCCUUGACGCCCAACCUAAUCUGGUUGGAAAAUGCUGUGUCCAAAUGCUUUUAGAAUUUGGCCCACUUAAGUAGGGUUACAGUGAUGAAAAAGUAUUCAUAUGUAUGUACUAUUAGAAAUCCAGAUCAGUUUCAUUCAUGACAGGACUUAUUAUCAUUAGAGCUUUUUCUGUCUGUGGGCAAAAAGGGUUCCCUUGUUUUUUCUUCAGACUUCUAUAAAAGUCAUGUCACCAUGGUGUUGAAAUAACUCCAGCCAACUACAUGUUUUUAGUCUUUUGUUUCUGAAAAACAACAUACAAAAUACAUUACCUGAAUAAGGUUCUAGAUGUUUGGGGGGAUGAGUAUUGAUGGGAGGGGGUGGGGAAAGCCUGGAAACUAAGCAAAAAAUUUUAAAUGAAAAAAAGGGAAAGAAAAGAAACAGAAAAGAAGAAAGAAACAUGAAAACUGCCAGUGUCUGAUAAAAGUACCUUGGAAACACCCCCUUAGUCUGCUUUGUUGACUGCUUUGCUCCCUCCCCCUUAAGUGAGCCACUCCCAAAUCCUGGCUGCGCCCUUGGUUUGGGGUAAAGCUCAGAAUGGAAGCUUAUUUUGUGGUCCCUUAAACAGAAGAAAGCACCAAGUUAUGCUUAUUUUUUUGUAGUCCUUUGAUGGAGGAGACAUCUGCCAAGUAGUCACCGAGGAAUUUCCCACCUUUUGUUCCACGCUUCUCAGCCUGUCCUCUAAACAGCUGCCCAUCACUUAUCACAAAUAGUUGUAAAAAUAUCCAUUUUCCUGCCCCCCCCCACACACACAAAACAAAAAUGAUAGAUUGUGCACUGGUGGUCCCGGGUUAUACAUUCAGUUAUACCAGGGUUCUGUUGCAUGCACGCUUUUUUAGUGAUUUAGUGUCCGGUGGCUGUUUUGAUACCAUUGUCUUAAAUCAACCAGCUACUGAUUUUGAUAUUCUUUGAUAGGCCAUUCAUUUCCACGGUUUCUACUGAGAAUAGAAUUGUUGCCCUGUCUUGUACUUUGUAUAAAAGACGCAAUGUUUUUGCUAAGCAAGGAUCAUUUGUUGUGAUAAAAGUUCAGCUGCUGAGUUGACAGGAGCAGUGCAACUUCAUAUGUCCUUGCAGGUAUCCAUUGAAUUUGUAAUUCCCUGCCUCAGGGAGAGUGUAAAUGUUCAAAAGCAGGGUCAAGCGGAAAAUGUUCCUGCUGAGGGUUUUGCCUGAGAAAAACUGAGCAGUCAUCUCCCCUAAACUAUCCAGGAUUUCUUAAUUUUUCUGUAUAAACGCCAGCUUUAAGCAAAUGUGAACUUAAUGAGGAACAUGAACAUUGGCCAGUUGAUCGGAUUAGCCGAGAAGGCCCUACUCUGAUGUGUGACGGUCGUCAUACAGAGGUUGAUAAAUGGAUUUGCUUCAAGUAUCUUAACUGCCUGUUCUACAGAGCCAUGGUAAUACAUUGCUUGCGGUUGGGUUCUCAGUUGAACUGUUGCUUAAAAGUUUACUUUUCAGUAUUCUGUAGUGAGGCACUUAGUGAAGUCAGGCUCUGGGUGCAUGUCUUACCGGCUUUGUAUUGUAAUCAGCUCCACGUAGUUAAUAAUGCCAGGUAGUAGUUUCUAAACUGAAAGUUACUGUUUCUGAAGCAUUGCCAAAGAAUGGUAAAUAUUUUAAUGACUUAUUUCAGAUGGUAUUUGUACUGGGAAAAAAAAAUGCUUUGAAACACAACAAAGUCACCGCAUGCAUUUUUGUUCCCAGAAAUUCUUGUGGCACUAGCAGUGCUGGCCUCUUGUCCAAAAGUUUCACCAGUACUUUCAAGAAAUUUUAAAAAAGGAGAGGAAAAAAAAAAAAGAUUUGACAUACACGGCCACUUCAACCAAAGGCCUUCCCAUGUCUGGCUCCCGGUAGCUUGUCCCAGCUUUGAUUAUCCGACUUCCGUUAAUUGAGUUGUGAAAACACUCCCAAAAGACUUGAAAGGCCGGUUCCCGACUGGUAUUCCUGCCUGUUACCCCCCCCAUACAUGCAUGUAUACCUCUGGUGCUUCAGUGGUAUGUAGACCGGCUUACCCUGGCGACAGUGCUGUGGCGCCGGUUUGUUUUUCUUGCAACAGUUGGCAGGUCCUUACUUUUUUCCCUGUGUCUCUCUCUCCUCUGUCUCACAUACACUCGGCAUUGGUUUACAUCCUGAAUGUUGUUAUUACGGUUGUGCUGUAUGAUUGCAGGUACCUGGGGAAUACCCAGUGGAUGACUUUCAAAAGCAGUUGAUGCUGGAGCGAUGCCCUCUUCCCCCCCCUUAGGUUUAUCAGACAGCAAAUCUUUCAACUGUCGCAGUUGUUGAUGAGCUUAAAGGGAAGUUGUUGGCAUUCUCAGGCAUCUGUGAUUGGGCUCACUGGAUGAGGCUGUAAUAGUUCAAAAUCAGUACACCCCCUUCCCUGUACAUUUACCUCAGGGACGUGUGGGCAGGCCUUCACCCCAUUAUCAUUAACGAGACAACUUCCUUUGGGACCGAGUGUUGGUUACAUUUCUCUGUCCCCGCAAAAUGAGUGUAAUGACUUGUGUUGAUCCCCACAUCUACGGAACACGUAUGAUUGAGCUUGAGUGUCUGUACAGAUCAGGCACAUAUAUAGGGAGUACAUGUACUUGCAAAAUUAAACCAUUUCCACAAUUGACCCUGAGCCAUGUUGCUUCUCAUGCGCCAUGCUUUUUCUUCCAAGCAAUCUGAAGAACUGCAUGACCUUAGCAUAAUGUGUUACUUGCACCAUGAAAUGACCUAUCUUGGCAAGUACACAGUACGAACUUAGUGGUCUUGUGCACAUGAAGUAUAUGCAGGGUAAUUUACAUUGUGAUGUACACUCACAUCACAAAUGGAAUGGAAAACUGCCAUGUUGGGAUCUUUAUUAUUUGCUAUUGUUUGCACAAAUUGGUGCCACUGGAUACAUGACAAUACUCUAGUUUGUUACUUUGAUGAGCCAUGUUCCAUGUUAUUUCACGAAUUAGGUAUGUGCCCUCCCACCCUCAGGAAGAAUCUACGAUCUUUAACAUCAACUCCACUAUCUCCCUAUCAGGAAAUUUCUUGCAAAGAGGUUCCCCACAGAACUCAAUCAACAGCAGUGAGAAUUGAACCCGGGACCCAUUAACCAUAGUCCUAGGGAAAAAAUCACCAUUGCUAGUUUGAUGUUCCAACCCCAAGUCUUAUUGCGUUCUUUAUUCAAAUAUUUAGUAUCUUCAGAUAUACAAUCUGGAGUAUUAUAUGUACCAUAUUUGGACAGCCUAUUACGUUACAAUCUCGCACAAUCUGACCAAUCACAAGGCUUGUUCUAGCUGCCUGCAACAGAUUGCAUGGGUGUUACCAUGUUACAGGGUGCUUUUCUUACAUGUUGCAGCAUAUGGAGCCAAAAAAAAUUCAAUUACAAAUAUUUGAUUUGCUGCGCAAAAAAUCCUGACUACAAACAAAAACUAGAAG